This is a messenger RNA of Meyerozyma guilliermondii ATCC 6260, 780 nucleotides long. RefSeq lists its product as uncharacterized. Lineage: Eukaryota; Fungi; Ascomycota; Pichiomycetes; Serinales; Debaryomycetaceae. The coding region runs from base 1 to 780 and encodes 259 amino acids. The transcript has a single exon. The record is from RefSeq and is a predicted model, not a curated record.
AUGUCGCCAAGAAUUAAAGUAGCUCAAGUUGCUCAAACCUUCACCUUUGAAAACGCCGAUCAUGUAUUGGAGGUAAUCAAAAUCUUCUUAAGAAAUGCACUGGAUUGUAAUGUUGAACUAAUAUCGUUUCCAAAGUUGUUUUUGAGAAGCCAAAAAUCACCAAUCUUCGAUGCGAUAUUCGCAGCCAUUGGGAAUAUUGCCAAAAAAUAUAAAGUCAAUUGUGUGUUUGGGUACUCAGAACAAGAAAACGGUGGCGAUACGUUUAGUUGUCAGUGUAUUAUAAGUGCACAUGGCGAAAAGUUCUUAAGGCGUAGAAAAUUGUGCAAUAGGCAAGACCUAGCUGAAUUUAGGAGUACGUCAAUUACCGCAGAAGAUAUCGAAAACAUGGCCGUUAAGCUACCCUUUUCAGUGGGAAUAGUUGAAGUCGGCUGCCUUUUAGGUUAUGAAUUCCUAAAUCCACUUCUUGUACAUUGUAUUGCAGCCAAGAACGUUAAAAUAGUCUUGAGUAGUUUUGAUGAUGGUACCAAGACUCCAGUGAUUAAUGACAUUAUGGCCGGAACUUCUCAACAAAUUGGAAGCUAUGUAUUUAUGAGCACAUCGAAAGAGGAUCAUUUAAAGGCUUGGUCGCCUCACGGCACACCACUCUUUGCAGAAUCGACAACGAAUUAUUUGUCAAUUUACAACAUCGAUUUCGAAGCAAUAGCUUUCCAGAAGAAUUUGAUCGACAUAGUCGGCAGAGAUUCCAGACCAAGCUUGCUAUCUGUAAAGCUUGACUAUUAA